Tauraco erythrolophus (red-crested turaco) is the source of this 571-nucleotide messenger RNA. The record is from RefSeq and is a predicted model, not a curated record. NCBI's taxonomy places the organism in Eukaryota, Metazoa, Chordata, Aves, Musophagiformes, Musophagidae.
AUGACUCGCUGCCGUCAUGUCAAGCAGAUGUUUCAUGAGGAUGAAAGUUUGAGAAGCGUUACCAGUGCAACAGAGAACCAAGAUCUCGAUAACCUCAUCAAAGUCAAUCCAAGUUCUUUCACAAGUGACAAGGAAGAUGAGGACCUUGGUGAUCACACUGAAGUAAAGUCUGCUGAUGACCAAAGUAAAAAGCGGAUAACUAAGCAAACAUAUGAAAAUCCUCCAAGGGCUCAAAAUAAUCUCCCAGAAACAAACUACUCCAGUGACAGUGAAAGAAAGACCAGCAAAUCAUCGUACGGUGCCUAUGAAGAGAAUAUAACUGGAAAUACUAUCAAAACUGUUUACUCUACUUCUGAUCGGAGUAUAAUUGGAAAAGAUAUAUGUACAUACUGCAGAAAGCCCUUGGGCAUAGAUGCCAAAAUGAUCUUAGAUGCCUUGCAAAUUUGCUGUCAUUCAACUUGCUUCAAGUGUGAAGUAUGCAAAAGACCACUGGAAGAUCUGAAAGCAGGAGACAGCAUUUGGAUUUACAGACAAACUGUGCAUUGUGAGCCUUGCUAUUCCAAAGUUAAAG